Messenger RNA from Daldinia decipiens, 1566 nucleotides. RefSeq names its product DUF500-domain-containing protein. The record is from RefSeq and is a predicted model, not a curated record. The transcript has 2 exons. Gene Ontology annotation, molecular function: phosphatidylinositol binding. NCBI's taxonomy places the organism in Eukaryota, Fungi, Ascomycota, Sordariomycetes, Xylariales, Hypoxylaceae. The coding region runs from base 1 to 1566 and encodes 521 amino acids.
AUGAGCGCACAUCCAAGCCAUUCGCCUAUCCCAGGUGAUAAUCCUAAUUACUAUGCCGAACUAAGCGGGAGUGAUCCUCAGUCAGCUCCAUCCCAGUCUGGCACGACUCAGGAAGGACAACACAGCACCGACCCGACUUACUACCCACCACCGCCGCCUGGCCCUCCUCCAGUUACUCAACAUCACGAUCAUUAUCCGCCGCCUCCAGGUCCUCCACCUUCAAAUUUAGACCAACCGCACUACCCGCCUCCGCCACCGGGCCCCCCUCCGAACCAGGUCUAUAACCAGGUCUAUACACCAUCACAGGAGAACCCGAGCUACCCUCCGCCAAGCUAUUCGGAAUUCGAAGUCGGAGCCGGAGCCGGAGCCGGACCCGGGGUUAUAGUGACUGAUGAAAAGCCACCAGUCCUUCCACCACGCCCCCUCUCAUCGCAAGGAGAGCAAUCGGCGCCACAUUUCCCUCCCCCUCCUACUGAGGCUUCUCUCCCUCACGUAGCUGCAAGUCUUCAUCCCGUCCAGCAGCACCAGCAGCACCAGCAGCACCAGCAACAACCGUCUACAACAAACACGGAUGCUCCCGCUUCUUCUACGUCAAAACCGGGCUUCGGGCGUAAGCUAUAUGAAUGGGGUAUAAAGGUCGGUACCCCUAUCAACAAACUAACGAACAAGCUUGGUUCUGAAGCCUUCAUGCCCACAAGCAUGGACAAGGAAUGCGAUAAGGCGGCGCGUAUUCUCAAGAGUUUUUGCAAAGACGGCUUUUACACCACAGCAUCCGCAUCAACGCAAGGUACCCCAUCCUCAGGCCCAAGCGGCAAGCCCAAAGCACUAGUAAAGAUCCCCCAGUCUGUGAUCGCUAACGCGAAGGGAUUGGCGAUCUUUACCACCUUCCGGACCGGGUUUCACAUCUCAGGGGCAGGCGGUGCAGGGCUUGUCGUCGCCAGACUGCCGGACGGUAGCUGGUCACCACCGGCCGGAUUCCUCGUGCAUACAAUAGGUGCGGGAAUUGUUGCUGGGCUUGAUAUAUACGAUUGUGUGUGUGUACUCAACACGCCUGCUGCCGUUGAAGCUUUCACAAAACCGCGCUUCAGCUUGGGCGGCGAAGUCGCCGUAGCGGCGGGGCCCGUGGGCGUAGGGACAAGCGUCGAUGCCGCGGUGGGAAAGGGGGCUAAACCAGUGUGGAGCUAUAUGAAGUCGCGGGGCAUUUACGGCGGCGUGCAGGUUGACGGGACGGUGAUUUUACAGCGGCCUGAUGCAAAUGCAGCCUUUUACGGAACAGGCCAGAUCAGCGUGGAUAAGAUUCUAAAGGGUGAGGUCGGAGACAGUAGUCAUAGUGGGAAGAACAAGAAUGAAGAUAUCGUGAUGUGGCCCGAGGGCGGAAGGCAACUAAUGGAGGUGCUAAAGGCGGCUGAGGGUAAGCGUGCCGAUGAGGGCAUCAUGAACAAGCUCGGUAACCAGCCUACCCCUGGGGAUCUCGCCCCUACACCUACACCUUCGCCGGGUCCCGAACAGCAGCAUUUCCCUCAGAAGACGGAUGCAGAUGCGGCGGAAAAGUCAAGGUUCGCCUAG